Cyclopterus lumpus (lumpfish) is the source of this 1834-nucleotide messenger RNA. RefSeq names its product activating transcription factor 1 (gene atf1). The record is from RefSeq and is a predicted model, not a curated record. NCBI's taxonomy places the organism in Eukaryota, Metazoa, Chordata, Actinopteri, Perciformes, Cyclopteridae. Gene Ontology annotation, cellular component: nucleus; ATF4-CREB1 transcription factor complex. Bases 387 to 1289 code for a protein of 300 amino acids. Gene Ontology annotation, biological process: regulation of transcription by RNA polymerase II. Gene Ontology annotation, molecular function: protein binding; RNA polymerase II cis-regulatory region sequence-specific DNA binding; DNA-binding transcription factor activity, RNA polymerase II-specific. The transcript has 8 exons.
UAAUGGCGGCUGUUGCUUCGUCAACUCCUAGCCGUUUUACGAAAAGGGAAGGUGUAGUUAGCUUAAUGGCUCCCCGUCUCGCUGACGUCUAUUGACGCGGUAACUUGCGUGCCAGUGACAGAGUUACACAUAUUUGCUCAAUGAGACUAAAGCUCAUCCUUCCUGUGAACUAGAGUAACACAACUUGCCCCGUUCUUAGUUCUAAAAGUGUUAUUUUUCACGGUUUGAAUUGGUUAACAUCCGUUUAACUGAACGUUAGCUCCCGUCAACUAGCAACGGGGAUGUUAGCGAGGUCGAACAUUGUAGCGCGAGGGACAGAAAGGACAACUUUACAUGUCGGCUGGAGAGAUCGGUUGCGAUGAAGUCAGCCCGCUUAUAAACUUACUAUGGAAGAAGUACAGCAGGGCAGCAAUGGCACCGAGUUACAGACCGCCACCAUUACAUCUGCUCAGUUCUCACAGAUAGCCCAACAGAUGUCACUGGGUGGUGGUUCUGUGGCCGUUGUACAGCUGCCAGGGGGUCAGUUUCAGGUUCAAGGGGUGAUCCAGUCUGCACAGUCAUCAGUCAUUCAGUCCCCUCAGAUGCAAACUGUACAGGCCCUGGGUUCAGAUAGUGACGAUUCACAGGACUCAUCUGACAGUGAAUCUGUAGCCCAUAAUACCAGAGAAAUACUGGCGAGACGGCCUUCAUACAGAAAAAUCCUAAAUGAACUGUCAUCUGAGGAAGUAACACACAUUGAGGGAAAGGACAGCCCAGUAUCCACAGCACCCGCCACCCAAAUCUACCAGACCAACACCGGCCAGUACAUUACAAUAGCCGCUAAUGGCACAAUCCAGCUUGCUACGUCGGGGACUGAAGGCAUUCAGGGGCUACAGGCUAUCACCAUGGCCAACUCUGGUGGAGCCCAGCAAAACACGACCAUUCUUCAGUAUGCCCAGACACCUGACGGCCAGCAGAUACUGGUCCCUAGUAACCAGGUUGUUGUACAAGGUGCAGGAGGAGAGAUGCAAACAUACCAGAUCCGCACCGCGCAGACAGCCAGCUCCCUGCCUCAGACUGUAGUUAUGACGUCUCCUAUGGGACAUUCUCAGGGCAAGAGUGAUGACCCAACAAUGAAAAGGGAAAUCCGGCUUGCAAAAAACAGAGAGGCAGCGCGUGAAUGUCGACGGAAGAAAAAGGAGUAUGUUAAAUGCCUUGAAAACCGCGUAGCUGUUCUUGAAAACCAAAACAAGACCCUAAUUGAAGAACUCAAAACAUUAAAGGACCUUUAUUGUGUUAAAACAGGAUAACCUAUUUGAAUAGAGGCUGCGGAUUGGGACAUCAUUUGGGAGCGACACGGCUCAGCCAUUUGGACAUGAACAGGGUUUCUGGGAACACUUAAUUUCAGGCUCCUGAAGUUUUUUUACUCUGUUUGAUAUAAAAGUGACAAUUGAUGGCAGUAAGAUAUACUCAACAAAUACAUUUUCCACCUGCUGUUUUUUUUUAUUUGCUAACACUAUAACAUUUAUAGUUGUGUACAUUUUAAUACUGGGAGGUUUGAAAUGGUGAGCUUUAACUUUGAGUCUCAGUUUGUAAAUGUAUCCCGUGUUUUUUAAUAAUGUUUAAAAAUGUUGCUGUAUUUUUUUUAUCCUCCAACAGCAUCAGCAGAAUGUUGACUGUAUAAUUCACACACAAACAUAAUUCCUGUUUAUAUUGACCAGCAAUUCCCCUCUGUUCUCUAUAAGGAGAAGAUGUUACAAUUGUCAUUCCUUCUUUUUGUGCAAUGGAAUAUAAAGGGUAACAAAUGAUUACAUUCAGUGUGGUUUGUUUGGUUGUUUUUUGGCAGUUACUUAGA